Messenger RNA from Melospiza georgiana, 901 nucleotides. It is a transcript of the gene S100A10, whose product is annotated as S100 calcium binding protein A10. The record is from RefSeq and is a predicted model, not a curated record. The transcript is spliced from 3 exons. The coding region runs from base 91 to 384 and encodes 97 amino acids. Gene Ontology annotation, cellular component: cytoplasm. NCBI's taxonomy places the organism in Eukaryota, Metazoa, Chordata, Aves, Passeriformes, Passerellidae.
GUGCAUAUCCCGGGCCGGACCGCGCCCCGGCACUGUCCGCACCGAGCACCGAGCCCCGCACGCACGGAUUUUGGCAGCCCCAGGGUCAGGAUGCCGUCGCAGCUGGAGCACGCCAUGGAGACGCUGAUGUUCACCUUCCACAAGUACGCGGGGGACAAGGAGCACCUGGCCAAGGAGGACCUCAGGGCGCUCAUGGACAAGGAGUUCCCGGGGUUCCUCGAGAACCAGCGCGACCCCAACGCCCUGGAUCGCAUCCUGCGGGACGUUGAGCAGAGCCGCGAUGGCCGCGUCGGCUUCCAGGGCUUCUUCUCGCUGGUGGCCGGGCUCACCAUCGCCUGCAACGACUACUUUGUGCAGCACAUGAAGCAGCGCGGCCACCGCUGAGCCCCCCACCCAUGGGUGCCCCCCACCCAUCUUAGGGUGUCACCCCAAACCCGCCUUGGAUCCUCCCUUAGCCCUAAAUGUGUGCCUUGAUCCUUCCUUGGGGUUUUGAACCUUUCCUAUGAGGUCCUGACCCUCCCCGAUGGGCUGAGACCCCCCCCCAAAGGGGUGAUGAACCCCUCCCCACCCAUGGGUGCCCCCCACCCAUCUUAGGGUGUCACCCCAAACCCACCUUGGAUCAUCUCUUAACCCUAAAUCCUUCCUCCUAACCCUUGAUCUCCCUUUGGGGUUCUGACCCCUUCUCCCUGAGGGUCCUGAGCCCACCCAGGGGUUCCUGACCCCCCACAUUGCAAGCUGAGACCCCCACCCAUGGGUGCCCCCCACCCACCUGGGGAUGUCACCCCAAAACCAUCCUGGAUCCUCCCUUAACCCUAAAUGUGUGCCUUGACCCUGAUUUGGGGUCCUGACCCCCCAUGGGUGCCUCCAUCCCCCCCAUGGGUGCCCCCAGCCCCCCCCCAGC